AUGACCUGGCCCACGACCUGCCAGACGGGCAAGUUUCAAUCCCCCAUCGAUCUGACGGACCCGGCAUCUUUGCUCAAGGAAGCAGGAUCAAACAUCGUCAAGCCGACCUACACCACCACCAACUUUGACGCCACCUUCAAGAACAUCGGAACGACCAUUCAAGUCGACAUCCCCGCCGCCCCCGCCGCCUUAACCGAAGGCGCCGCCGCCGCCGCACCCGCAGCCGGAGAAAAAGGCGCCGCACCCGCACCCGCAGCCGGAGCAGAAGGCGCCGCAUCCGCCGGCAAACAAGGCUACAGCACCCCCAACGGCACCUUCUUCGAGCUCAAACAAUUCCACUUCCACACCCCCUCGGAACACCGCAAAUUCGGCCAAAUGCUGCCCAUGGAAAUGCACAUGGUCCACACCUCUGCCGCGGGGGAGAUCGCCGUCGUCGCCGUCAUGUUCGAGUUCGCCGAUGCCGCUACCGUCGCCGCCGACACGUCCCGCGCUUUCCUCACCCCCAUCCUCGCCGGCCUCUCGGCCAUCAAGACCACGGGAACCACGACCCAGCUCAAGAACUUCAACUUCGCGGCACUGGCGCCCAUGAUCGCAAAGUCGAAGGAGUGGGUGUACAGCGGAUCCCUGACGACGCCGCCGUGCUCGGAGGGCGUCAUCUUCAACAUCUUGGACGACACGAUGAAGAUCACCUCGGAUGAGUUUUUGGCGUUCAACAGUAUCAUCAAGUUCAACUCGAGGUUGAUU
Fimicolochytrium jonesii is the source of this 744-nucleotide messenger RNA. RefSeq names its product alpha carbonic anhydrase. The transcript has a single exon. NCBI's taxonomy places the organism in Eukaryota, Fungi, Chytridiomycota, Chytridiomycetes, Spizellomycetales, Powellomycetaceae. The record is from RefSeq and is a predicted model, not a curated record. The annotation marks the transcript as partial. Gene Ontology annotation, molecular function: zinc ion binding; carbonate dehydratase activity.